UACAACCCAAGAAACCAACAAACAAAAUGGAAAUCAAAUCAACCAUGAUCAUCAUCUUCAAUAUUCUUUCAGUUUUCAGCCUAUGCUGCCUCACAUUUUUGCAUGCAUCUGACCCUCCAUUGUCUUUAGAUUACUACAAGUCUACUUGUCCAAAUGCCGAAGCUAUUGUUAGGAAAGAAAUGGAGUGUGCUGUGCAAUCUGAUCUUCGAAAUGCAGCCUUAAUCUUACGUUUACACUUCCAUGACUGCUUCGUGCAGGGUUGUGAUGGAUCGGUGUUGCUAGAUGAUACAUACACGUUACAAGGAGAAAAGAAAGCUCCGACUAACUUAAAUGCUUUGAAAGGUUUUGAAAUCAUCGAUAGGAUAAAGAACAAGCUUGAAUCUGAGUGUCCUGGAACAGUUUCAUGCGCUGAUGCUCUUACUAUUGCUGCAAGAGAUGCAACUGUGCUCGUUGGUGGGCCUUAUUGGGAUGUCCCAGUUGGGAGAAAAGACUCCAAGACUGCUAGCUUUUCGCAGGUGGAAACAAAUAUUCCAGGUGCAAAUGAUGGGCUCCUCUCGAUGAUCUCUAAGUUUAUGUACCAAAGCCUCUCCGUCACCGACAUGGUUGCACUUUCUGGUGCUCACACAAUCGGUAAGGCUCGUUGUACAAACUAUCGAGCAAGAAUCUAUGGAGACUAUCAAACAACAGCAACUAUGAACACAAUAGCAGAGUCAAACCUAAAAAGCUUGAAGUCAACGUGUCCGGCUGCAGGGGGAAGAGACAAUAACGAAGCACCAAUGGACUAUAUCUCACCUAAUCUUUUUGACAACUCGUAUUACCACAUCCUUCUUAGAGGAGAAGGGCUUCUUAACUCUGACCAAGAACUUUAUUCCAGCAUUCUUGGAGUGCAAACAAGCAAGCUUGUCAAGCAAUAUGCUGAAGAUCAGAUAGCUUUCUUUGCACAGUUUUCUGAGUCCAUGGUGAAACUGGGAAACAUUACAAAUCCUGAAACUUAUGUUGAUGGGGAAGUUAGGAAGAACUGCAGGUGCCGGAAAAUGAAGCACCACCAUAACUGUGCACAACCACCACCGGAAACCCCUUUUUACCGCCGCCACUAA
Lactuca virosa is the source of this 1097-nucleotide messenger RNA. Lineage: Eukaryota; Viridiplantae; Streptophyta; Magnoliopsida; Asterales; Asteraceae. The record is from the annotation of a GenBank genome assembly.